Molecule: messenger RNA, 1185 nt
Organism: Solanum verrucosum
Lineage: Eukaryota; Viridiplantae; Streptophyta; Magnoliopsida; Solanales; Solanaceae
Product: probable WRKY transcription factor 7
Exons: 3
Coding region: 72-1055 (327 amino acids)
Biological process (GO): regulation of DNA-templated transcription
Molecular function (GO): DNA-binding transcription factor activity; sequence-specific DNA binding
Source: RefSeq, a predicted model, not a curated record
CUUAGCACCAAAAUUUCUGUAGCAGAAACUCCCCCUCCCCACCCACCUACAGACUACAGUAGUCAAUAGUCAUGGCUAUAGAGCUCAUGAUGAAUUACAUAAACACACCUAGUAAUACUAACAAUAGCUUCACAAGAAAUUUAGAAGAAAAGGCAGUUAUACAAGAAGCUGCCUCUGGGGUUGAGAGCGUUGAAAAACUCAUCAAAUUAUUAUCACAGAAGCAAAAACAGGGGAAUUUUACUUGUUUCCUAAAUCAAGAAAAAUCAUCCCCCAUGGAGAUUGAAAUAGUGGCGGAUGCCGCUGUUACAAAGUUUAAGAAAGUAAUUUCUCUUUUGGGUGGAUCAAGAACUGGAUAUGCUCGAUUCAGAAGAGCACCAAUUGCUUCUCCUCUUCCUACAGAUCAUUUCAAGAAAGAUUAUGCUGAUAGCAAAGUUUAUUGUCCUACUCCAAUUCAACAACUCCCUCCAAUUGCCUAUGAAUUUUAUAAUAAUAAAGUUGAAAAACAGGAAUCAGUUACAAAUACGAUUAAUUUUUCGUAUGCUCCUGAAAUUUGUCGCUCAAAUUCUUUCAAUAUCUCAACGAUAACAGGGGAAACAGAGAGAAAAUAUAUUUCAAAUCUUUCUUCAGUUGUUGAACCUCCCUUGUCUUCUUCAUUUAAAAUUAGAAAGUGUACUUCGUCGAAGAAUGGACUCUCCGGCAUGUGCAGUGGCUCCUCCGGUCGAUGCCAUUGCUCAAAGAGAAGGAAAUUAAGACUUAAAAAAGUAGUUAGAGUUCCAGCAAUAAGCAUGAAGUUGUCAGACAUCCCACCUGAUGAUUAUUCAUGGAGGAAAUAUGGUCAAAAGCCAAUUAAAGGAUCUCCACAUCCAAGGGCAUAUUACAAAUGUAGUAGUGUGAGAGGGUGUCCAGCACGUAAACAUGUAGAAAGAGCUUUAGAUGAACCAACAAUGCUUAUGGUCACGUACGAAGGAGAGCAUAACCAUUCCCUUUCUAUUGCAGAAACAAGUUGUGUCAUUUUAGAGUCUGAUCAAUUUGUGGGCAAUAUCAUUGUAAACUAGUUGAGUUAUCAAGUUUUAUCUCAAAGUAUAUUCAUCUUAAGAAUAUAUAGGUUCAGAAUAAGUAUUUUAAAUAGCAUUUGUAUUAACAUGUACAUUCAAAUCUUUCUAUAUUGACAACGUUUUUCUGAAA